AUGGACGCCUUUUACGAUGGAAUCAAUGCGUUGAUGUCUAAAAUACCUAGCCAGCAGCGGAGCGAGCGUCGGACAAGCGACAACGUUGACUUAUGCGAACAGAUGGGCCUCAUCAACGCUUCUAGGAAUGAAAGAAAUCAUAGACGUCAUCAGGAUGCUGCAAGGGAAACGGUUCUAUUGCCGCGGAAGAAGUUUGCCUUUGCACCUGCGGAAACAAAAUACACGUACAAUUUUGCAUGUGUCGCGCGCAGCACUGGUGAUUUUAACAAAGAAAAGCGUCUUAGAAAGAAGCUGCAUCGUCAACUGCAACCAGAUCGCGAUAACGAAUGGACGUCAAGAGCGAUGGAGUUUGAAAAGGCGUGGAAGGACAAGAACCGAAAGCGAAAAGCCUAUAGUGGCAAGAUGAAAAGAUGCUCUUCAGUCCUCAACACUGCCACUGGAAAGGCUGUCGUUGAAGCAACCCUUCCAAUUUAA
Molecule: messenger RNA, 474 nt
Organism: Necator americanus (New World hookworm)
Lineage: Eukaryota; Metazoa; Nematoda; Chromadorea; Rhabditida; Ancylostomatidae
Exons: 3
Coding region: 1-474 (157 amino acids)
Source: RefSeq, a predicted model, not a curated record